AUGUCCAUGUUCUUCGGCGCAAAACCCCAAAUCUCCUCGGAGCAAAAGAUUGCGCAGGCAGAGGCGGAAAUCGAUAUGGUUUCUGACAUGUACAGUCGUCUUGUCAAAUCCUGCACGGCCAAAUGCAUAGACACGUCGUACCGCGAGGCGGAUCUCAACAAGGGCGAGUCGGUGUGCUUGGAUCGCUGCGUGUCCAAGUUUUUCGAGGUCAAUGUCAAGGUUAGCGAGAAGAUGCAGGGAGAGGCGCAGGGGAAGCAGGGUGGUGGGAUG
This is a messenger RNA of Bipolaris zeicola 26-R-13, 270 nucleotides long. RefSeq lists its product as uncharacterized. The transcript has 2 exons. Gene Ontology annotation, biological process: protein insertion into mitochondrial inner membrane. Gene Ontology annotation, cellular component: mitochondrial inner membrane. NCBI's taxonomy places the organism in Eukaryota, Fungi, Ascomycota, Dothideomycetes, Pleosporales, Pleosporaceae. The record is from RefSeq and is a predicted model, not a curated record. The annotation marks the transcript as partial.